AGGGACAGGUCAGUGCCAAAACCCAGGUCCCUGUGAUGCCCAGCUCCUCCCGCCUGGCCUGGGCCCAGGACCCCUCCCUGGCCUGCUAGCUCUGAUCACCCUGGCACCCGGAAGUCAGCUCCUUCCGUUCCACCAUGACAGGGGCCCGAGGUCUCGAUGUCCUGCUCUGCCUGCUCUUCCUCCUGCUCCUGGACCCUCUCGGCACUGAGGGGGGCCCCCCUCCUCGGCGCAGGUUUGAGUACAAGCUCAGUUUCAAAGGCCCAAGGCUGGCAUGGCCAGGGGCCGGGAUACCCUUCUGGAGUCAUCAUGGAGAUGCCAUCCCAGGCCUGGAGGAGGUGCGGCUGGCACCAUCCCUGAGGAACCGCAGUGGUGCUGUGUGGAGCAGAGCCUUGGUCCCCUUCCCGGCCUGGGAGGUGGAGAUGCAGAUGCGGGUGACCGGGCCAAGCCGACGGGGCACCCAGGGCAUGGUCGUGUGGUACACCCAGGACGGGGGCCUCGUCGGCUCCGUCCCCGGGUGGCUGGCUUCGAGGGACGGUGUGGGGAUCUUCUUUGACUCCUCCGCAGAGGACACCCAAAACAGCCCUGCCAUUCGUGUGCUGGCCGGCGACGGGCACAGCCCCCACGAGCAGCUUAGCGAUGGAGGUGGCCGGGUGCUGGGCUCCUGUCACUGGGACUUCCGGAAUCGGCCAUAUCCGCUCAGAGCACGCAUCACCUACUGGAGACAGAGGCUUCGCGUAUCAGUGAGCAGCGGUUUCACCCCUAGUGACCCAGAAGAGGUCUGUGUCGAUGUGGGACCCCUGCUUUUGAUGCCCGGAGGUCACUUUGGGGUUUCAGCAGCCACUGGUACCCUGGCAGAUGACCAUGAUGUCCUGUCCUUCCUGACCUUCAGUCUGAGUGAGCCUGCUCCAGAGGCUCCCCCUGAGCCCUUCCUGGAGACAGAGCAGCUCCACCUGGCCAGGCAGCUGGAAGGGCUGCAGGCAAGGCUGGGUCUGGGCACUGGGAAGAACACGCGUCCACAGCCAAAUGCCAGAGCCCAGGAAGGAGGGGAAAGGCUCUUUGACCUGCAUGAGAUGCUGAGCAGACACGGCCGCAUCCUGCAGGCCCUCUGGGGUCUCUCUGAGCACCUGGCCCAGGUCAAGAAGCAAUGGAAGAAGCAGCUGGGGUUCCCAGCCUGGGCCAGAUCUCAGGUGGGAUGGGACUCUGCCAAAGUCAGCACCUUGCUUUGUGGACAGCGAACUCUGCUCCAGAGCCUGCAAGAGAUGAGGGAGGCUGCUGCCCACAUGGCCUUGGAGGCCCAGGUUGUCUCUCUGCCUGUGGGCACCGAGCAUCACUUCCUGGAGCUGGACCAGAUCCUGAGUCUCCUGCACAAGGACCUUCAGGGCACAGGGAAAGCAGCAGCCAAGCGCUCCCGGCCACCUGGCUGGCACCCAGGAACCCCCGCAUGCCUGCGGCCUGGCAUCUUCCUGCUCUUCCUCCUCAUCCAGACCGCAGGCUUCUUCUACUAUGUGAACUUCAGGCAGGAGCUGGACAAGAGACUUCAGGAGCGCUGGUUCCUGGGGAGCCUCCCUCUGGGUCCUGCACCAGACGUUCCCAGGGUGUUGGGGGUCCCGAGGAGGCAGCCCUUCUCCUCCAGCACCCAUGCCUGACUCACAUCCAAGCCACUUCUCAUGGGGAAGUAAGUGGCAUCUGGGGUACGGGCAACUUGGUCUGUGUCCUCUUCCACUGGGUGUCCAGCUAUGCCCUGACACUCCCAAGCCCCACCUUAUUAAAGGUGACUUCUCUGUC
This is a messenger RNA of Chinchilla lanigera (long-tailed chinchilla), 1785 nucleotides long. RefSeq names its product lectin, mannose-binding, 1 like (gene Lman1l). Gene Ontology annotation, biological process: endoplasmic reticulum organization; endoplasmic reticulum to Golgi vesicle-mediated transport; Golgi organization. The record is from RefSeq and is a predicted model, not a curated record. Gene Ontology annotation, molecular function: D-mannose binding. The coding region runs from base 135 to 1646 and encodes 503 amino acids. The transcript is spliced from 13 exons. NCBI's taxonomy places the organism in Eukaryota, Metazoa, Chordata, Mammalia, Rodentia, Chinchillidae. Gene Ontology annotation, cellular component: endoplasmic reticulum membrane; endoplasmic reticulum-Golgi intermediate compartment; Golgi membrane.